UAAAAUUUGUGGAUUCCCUGCAUUUUCUAUGAAAAAAAAAACACAGCCCAACAGAGUGCUGUGGCAGUACUUUUAACAGCAAUUGGACAUGUUGUGGUGUGGUUUUAUACUCUGUGAAGUCAUUAGUGUUGGUGGUUUUUGCAAUGCUGAUGUGGUCAUCCGAGGUGGUGUUUUUACACACUGCAGUUAUCAUACAGUAACUGUGAUAUUUGUCAGGAAUGUAGCCAGCUUGUUUCUUCUCUUCUCUGAGGGAAAGACUGCUGCUGUGGAGGGGCGCGAUGUUUCUUUGUGCACAUUUAAGUUAUUAAUAUUCUGCACAAAUUAUGAAAAGAUCAUUCGUGCACUUUAACAUUGCAUCGAGGCAAUUAAAAAUGUUAUCAGGCCUCUUCUGGUUGCUUUUGUGUGAUUGGAAAGAUGAUUUUCAGUCAUGUGCUGAUGAGUGAUGUGUGUGGGUGGAGGUUGUUAAAGGGCCUUUUUCUUUUCUUUUUUUUUUUCUUUUUUUUGUCCAGGUGGUUCAGUGGGUUGGUCACCAUUAGGGGGUUCUUUUAACUGAACUUUGUGAGUCUGUGGUGUUGAAGGAGGGUCAUCAAAACUGCUGCUGAACAUUAGGCAGCGACAUGAGGAGGAGGGUGACUGCUCGCACAAACACUUCUCCAAAAGGGCAAAGGCCAGCUGUGAGAGGUCCAGAUGUGCGCGUUGACCUGACUCGCAUUGCCAGAUGAUCUUUUCUUUUUUUUUGCUCUGCACGAUUUGUUUUAUUCUGAAAAUGCGACACACAUACCUGCCUCUGAAACAGCGACAGCCCAAAAGAGCCGCAGGCUCUACAAUGCUAAUGUUGUCGGGGGCUUUGACUUCUCCCAGCCAUUGCGAAGAAGCUGCUCCGUGUGACAGCCACGGCGCCGCUCUUCCCCCGGUGUUCUCUAUCCCGCUUUUUACGCCUCUCCACAUUUGGCACAAGUGUGUUUUGGGGAAGAAAAAAAAAAGCAUCCGACCGCGUCCUAUCUGUUAACCUUUAAGGUCUGCGUUGUCAUGGACGAAACGGACAUCAUGGACUUAACGCAUCAGAAAGCGAGGAAGAGACCGCGUCCAAUCAGUUCCGUGGACGAGUCCGUGCAUGCUUCCCUCAAACGGCUCCCGAUCCGUGCGGCGGAGUGCAGGGAGUCCUCACUGAUGUUCGCAGUCAGAGGAGAACCCGUUCCCGCAGCGUCUCUCAAGCAAAAUGACCAUUCGGUGACUUCCUCUCCAAACACAGUGAUGCCGGCGCAGGAUAAUCGCUCCAGCAUGUCCAGGCCCAUGAUCACACGGUCACCAGUGUCCCCCUUGAGUAACCAGGGCAUCCCAACACCUGCACAGCUCACCAAGUCCAAUGCCCCUGUGCACAUUGAUGUGGGCGGACACAUGUACACCAGCAGUCUGGCCACCUUAACAAAAUUCCCAGAAUCCCGAAUUGGUCGUCUCUUUGAUGGCACAGAGCCUAUAGUCCUGGACAGCCUGAAGCAGCACUACUUCAUUGACAGGGAUGGACACAUGUUCCGCUACAUCCUUAAUUUCCUCAGGACGUCCAAGCUCCUCAUCCCAGACGACUUCAAAGACUACAGUCUCUUGUACGAGGAGGCGCGAUACUUCCAGCUGCAGCCUAUGCUUGCUGAGCUGGAGCGCUGGCGACAGGACCAGGAGCUGAGCCGUGUGUCGCGCCCCUGCGAGUGUUUGGUAGUGCGCGUUGCACCUGACCUGGGCGAAAGGAUCACACUCAGCGGUGACAAGGCCCUGAUUGAGGACGUGUUUCCGGAAAUCGGUGAUGUCAUGUGCAACUCUGUCAAUGCCGGCUGGAACCAUGACUCCACACACGUCAUUCGCUUCCCACUUAAUGGGUACUGCCAUCUCAACUCUGUCCAGGUUCUAGAGCGUCUCCAACAGCGUGGCUUCGAGAUCGCCGGCUCCUGUGGCGGAGGCGUGGACUCAUCCCAAUUCAGCGAGUACGUCCUGAGGAGGGAACUGAGGAGGACGAGUCAGCGAGGAUCCAAUUCAAACAGGAUAAAGCAGGAGCAGCUGGACUAGAAACCUCCCGAGCAGUAGGAGGUGCUAGACUUUUCUGUGGCAGCCAAAACACUGAGUGCUGCAGAGCUCUGUGGACUCUGUUUUUCUUCGUUACCUUGUUGAUGUUUUUGUUUUCUUAAACUUGAAAACCAUCUAGAGAAUAAAAAAAUGAGGUGCAACAGGAGAUUUUUUUUUUUUUUUUUUUUGCCAUAAGAAGAUACAAGACAUUUGAUAAGUUUGAGAGUGCAAGGACAUUUGUGAUUGUCUAGCCCCCAUCAGCCAAUUUAAAAAAAAGGAUUUAUAUACGCUGGAUCCCCAAACAAAGUUUGUUUUAAAACUUAGAGCCUACAUUAGGUUGAAUAUGAUUUCUAUUAUACCCAUAUAAAUUAAAAAAGGCUUUUAUUGCUGAUGUAGUAUGUUGCAUAGCUUGUCACCAGUGACUUGAUUAUGUCUCACUGGCAAAUUGGCUAAGUCUGUUUUUAUCCCUUGCUGUAAAAAGGUGUUGCUUACAGUACAGAAUGUCUCAGAUGUCAUAAACAGUUAGUUUCAACAAAGCAUCUUUUUUUUCACAAUUAACAUGAUGUUUAAUAUUGUGAUACCAAUGAAGUUUUUUUGUUUUUUUUUUUUGUUUUUUUGUUUUUUGCUUUAAUGGUUAAAAGUUAUUUUAUUGGAUCAUGCCAUAAAAUAUAGUUGCCAUCCUCAAAAUGAAACAUCAAAGACCAUUCUAUAGGCAGUAAAGAAAAUUAUUUAGUAAAAUAUUAUGUCAUACCAUUUGCCUAAUUGGGGAGUAUGAACUACUAACCCCUAUGUGCUACCUUGGGAAUUAUUUAAUUGGAUCCUAAUAUUCCUCUGAGUCAUGACCUGUAAAUUUUUUCAUUGUAUAUGUGUUUGUGGGUUUUUUUUUUGUUUUUUUUUUACAUUGAAUCUUUUUAAAGCAAAUUUGUUGCCUCCAACAUGACUGAACAGAUUAAAGCUUAUUGUAUACCCACUCCAGGAUCACUUUUACUCAGCACAUAUUGAUAUGAAGUUGGAUAUAAAGUAUUUCUAAGAUGACUGACCCACCUACGCUCCCUAGAUUUGAGAAAAGAGGAAUGUAGCAAAAAAAAAUGUGAAAUAAAUCGCAACUAAAGUUGU
Larimichthys crocea (large yellow croaker) is the source of this 3171-nucleotide messenger RNA. RefSeq names its product BTB/POZ domain-containing protein KCTD1. The record is from RefSeq and is a predicted model, not a curated record. The transcript is spliced from 5 exons. The coding region runs from base 1030 to 2058 and encodes 342 amino acids. Gene Ontology annotation, cellular component: nucleus. NCBI's taxonomy places the organism in Eukaryota, Metazoa, Chordata, Actinopteri, Sciaenidae. Gene Ontology annotation, molecular function: transcription corepressor activity; transcription factor binding. Gene Ontology annotation, biological process: negative regulation of DNA-templated transcription; protein homooligomerization.